AUCGCGUUCCCCUUCAUGUCUCCAUUUCCACACGCAGGCGACUUCAGCAGCCAGAUCGCGGCGAGGGUCCUGGAGCUGCCUUACAAGGGCAAAGCAAUGUCCAUGUUCAUUUUCCUUCCCUCUGAGGAUGGGCCCGGCGGCUUCGCCAAAAUGGUCUCUCAACUCAGCGGAAACAACGUGAGGGCAGCUACCAACGGGGAGUUACUCAACAGUCGACUGGUAGAGUUGCAGCUGCCCAAGUUCAAGCUGGACGUGAAAGUGAAGGGUCUUAUUCCAGCUCUCAUGAAUACCGGAAUCAUUGACAUCUUUUCCUUCGACAAAGCCAACUUUACUACGCUCGGGCCUCUGCGCGAGGUAGCCGUGGAGACGGUCAUCCACAAGGCCUUCGUCGAGGUGAACGAGGAGGGAACGGAGGCCGCUGCGGUGACCGCGCUCAUCGCGCCCGUCAGGUCCUUCAUCCAGCCGAUCCGUUUCCACUGCAACCGCCCGUUCCUCUUCCUCAUCAGGGACAAAGACACGCACAGCAUCCUCUUCAUGGGGGCUUACAAGGAUCCUGCAACGGCUGCUUGAAGGCCUGCGAGUGUAAAAAACAGGAGUAAAGGACGACUGUGCAAUGGUGGCGGAUAAUCGAGAUGUUUCGAGGUUUG
Messenger RNA from Penaeus vannamei (Pacific white shrimp), 647 nucleotides. The record is from RefSeq and is a predicted model, not a curated record. Lineage: Eukaryota; Metazoa; Arthropoda; Malacostraca; Decapoda; Penaeidae.